CGCUCACGUGAACACGAGUGCAGGCCCCGCCCCGGAACUGCGGUCUACGCUGCAGCUGAGAGACUCGGGGACGGCGUGUGCUGCUUCCGAAAGGGUUGAGGGACGCUGUUGUCUCCACACGGCACCAUGAAGUUGAAAAAGUCGAGACCAAAGUCAUCAAGCUAUGGCAGAUUUCAGACAAAGGGGAUCAAAGUGGUGGGGAAGUGGAAGCAGGUGAAGAUUGACCCCAGUAUGUUUGCAGAUGGACAGAUGUCUGACUUGGUGUGCUUUGAGGAGCUGACAGAUUACCGGUUGGUCUCGCCUGCCAAGAAUCCCACCAGUCUCUUCUCAAAGGAGGAGCCCAAGAAGAGAAAGGUGCGGGCUGGCUCGGAAGAGGAGGGAGGCGAGUCGAGCUCCCCAAAGAAAAGGGUCAAGCUGAAGAAGAGUGGAGAUGUCGUGACUGAGGGAACCAGUACUCAGAACGAGGCCGACGUCAGCAGUGCUGAGCCCGAGUCCCAGGCAGAUGGUGCCGCGUGCCCUGGCCCAGAGGGAGGGGAGAUGGCCUCAGAGAGCCUUCCCCACACUGUUCCAAAAAAGAAGAAAAAGAAAGGGAACAAAAAAUUGGAGGCCUCCCAGAGCACUCCCCCGAAGGUGCCCAAAAAAGCGAAGACGUGGCUGCCUGAAGUCCGUGACCAGCAGGCAGACGUGUCCGCCUGGAAGGACCUGUUUGUACCCACGCCAGUUCUCCGGGCGCUCAGCUUCCUGGGCUUCUCUGCGCCCACCCCCAUUCAAGCGCUGACCUUGGCGCCUGCCAUCCGUGACAAACUUGACAUCCUCGGGGCUGCUGAGACAGGAAGUGGGAAAACUCUCGCCUUUGCCAUCCCCAUGAUUCACGCUGUGCUGCAGUGGCAGAAGGGGAAGCCCAGCCCUGUUUCAGGGAACGCUGGAAUGCCACCCGGGGAGAGCAGGACCAAGGUUGGAACCGAGACUGGCUCACCAAGCAAGUCGGCAGCUGAGUCUGGCGUGUCACCUGGCGGGACUGGAAUCGAGAGUGAAGAAGUGCCUCCCGGUGAGGCUGGGUCCACCGUCUCAGCCCAGGCCCUGCCGCUCUGUGGCGAGGGUGAUGCUGGUGAAGGGCCUUCCUCCCUGACCCAGGAGAAUGCCGUCUGCACACAGAGUGAGGAUGAAGAGGAAGGGCUCAGUGAAGAGCCAAGCGGAAAGGCCGAGCAAGAGUCGGAGGGCGGAGCUGCGGCCUGGGAGGCCCCUCCCGCGCGCCCCCUGCUCGGCCUGGUUCUGACGCCCACCCGCGAGCUGGCCGUUCAGGUCAAGCAGCACAUCGACGCCGUGGCCAGGUUUACAGGAAUUAAAACUGCUAUUUUGGUUGGUGGAAUGUCUACGCAGAAACAGCAGAGGAUGCUGAACCGCCAUCCAGAGAUAGUGAUCGCCACGCCAGGCAGGCUGUGGGAGCUGAUCAAAGAAAGACACUCUCAUUUGAGCAACCUUCGGCAGCUCAGGUGCCUGGUACUGGACGAGGCUGACCGGAUGGUGGAAAAGGGCCACUUCGCUGAGCUCUCACAGCUGCUGGAGAUGCUCAAUGACUCCCAGUACAACCCACAGAGGCAGACGCUUGUUUUCUCUGCCACACUGACCCUGGUGCAUCAGCUGCCCGCCCGACUCCUUCAUAAGAAGCACACCAAGAAAAUGGACAAAACUGCCAAGCUCGACCUCCUCGUGCAGAAGGUCGGCAUGAGGGGUAAGCCGAAGGUCAUCGACCUCACAAGGAACGAGGCCACGGUGGAGACCCUGACGGAGACCAAGAUCCACUGCGAGACCGAGGAGAAAGACUUGUACCUCUACUACUUCCUGAUGCAGUACCCGGGCCGCAGCUUGGUGUUUGCCAACAGCAUCUCCUGCAUCAAACGGCUCUCCGGGCUCCUCAAGGUCCUGGACAUCAUGCCUCUGACGCUGCACGCCUGCAUGCACCAGAAGCAGCGGCUCCGAAACCUGGAGCAGUUCGCCCGAAUGGAAGACUGUGUUCUCUUGGCUACAGACGUGGCAGCUCGGGGUCUGGACAUCCCUAAAGUGCAGCAUGUCAUCCACUACCAGGUCCCUCGCACCUCGGAGAUCUAUGUCCACCGCAGUGGGCGGACCGCUCGUGCCACCAGUGAGGGCCUCAGCCUGCUGCUGAUAGGACCCGAAGAUGUGAUCAACUUUAAGAAGAUUUACAAAACCCUCAAGAAAGACGAAGACAUCCCGCUGUUCCCUGUGCAGACCAAGUACAUGGAUGCCGUCAAGGAGCGGAUCCGUCUAGCUCGCCAGAUUGAGAAAGCUGAGUAUCGGAACUUCCAGGCUUGUCUGCACAACUCCUGGAUCGAGCAGGCGGCAGCCGCCCUGGAGAUCGAGCUGGAAGAAGACAUGUAUAAGGGGGGAAAAGCUGACCAGCAGGAGGAGCGGCGGCGGCAGAAGCAGAUGAAGAUCCUGAAGAAGGAGCUGCGCCACCUGCUGUCCCAGCCGCUGUUCAAGGAGGACCUGAAAACCAGGUACCCCACGCAGUCCGGCAAGCUGCCCCUCGCCGUGGCCGCCCCGAGCAGGGGCGAGUCUGCCUUGAGCUGCCUCUCCAGACAGAAGAGGAAGAAGAAGAAGCCAAAGGAGCAGCAGCAGGGGCGGCCGCAGCCGAGUCCGAGCGCGCAGUAGCUGCCCGGCCCGCGCGGUCUCAGUGCUGUCGUGAGUCGUCCCUCCCCGCGUCCGCUCGGCCGUGCUGCCACACCGCCCCCAGCAGACCUGCAGGCGCGUGUCGUGGGGUGCGUCCCUGCAGCAGCUUCACGUUUCUGUGCUCCUGUGCUCACAGGCUUUUCGUGUGUUCAGCGCGAUUCCCCGAAUUAAAAACAGCAGUGAGAACCAGAGAA
Molecule: messenger RNA, 2885 nt
Organism: Oryctolagus cuniculus (rabbit)
Lineage: Eukaryota; Metazoa; Chordata; Mammalia; Lagomorpha; Leporidae
Gene: DDX24
Product: DEAD-box helicase 24
Molecular function (GO): ATP binding; RNA helicase activity; nucleic acid binding
Source: RefSeq, a predicted model, not a curated record